AUGGGAGCCGGAGGCGCCAUUCUUCGCUUCUUCAAUCUCGCUAUACGCGUGCUACAGUUCCUGGCAUCUGCAGUCAUCCUAGGAAUCUUCUCCUAUUUCCUCGCCAAGCUCGCACAGAACAACCAGCACAUUCCAACAUGGACGAAAGCCGUUGAGGGUCUUUCAGGAGCAGCGACCCUCUAUUCACUCUUAGGUGCUCUGUUCACCUGCUGCCUAGGAGGAAUCACCUUCUUUGCAGCCGUGGCUAUCUUCCUGGAUGUCUGCUUCGUCGGAGCUAUGAUCGCCAUCGCCAUCUUGACCAGUGACGGAACCGACAACUGCUCUGCCACCCCCGAUACCCCUGUUGGAACUGGUCCUGAUGGCACCAAUUCUCCCGCGGGCGUGGACUAUGGCUACGCCUGCAGACUGAAUAAGGUCGUAUUUGCCGUCUCCAUUAUCUCAAUCUUCUUCUUCCUUAUCUCCAUCCUCUUCCAAUACCUCCUCGGCCGCCACCACAAGCGCGAGAAGCGCUUCGGUCCCUCCCCGGCCAACAACUACACCUACGGAACAGGCACGCAGCGCCGCGGCUUUUGGCGCCGCAACAAGCAUACGCCCGAGAACGCCAGUGCUGAUGAUAUGCUGCCCGCUCACACUACUCCCGGUGAAGUUGAGAAUGGCGGCGUGCACAAUGAGAAGCCCGGUUGGUUCGGCCGUUUCGGGCGCAGGAAUGAGCCUAUGAAUGGUGCUGGUGCUCCGACGGCGUAUGGGGCUCAGACCCAGGCUCCGGCUGCGGGUGCUGGAGCUGGGGGGUAUGGGUAUGGACAGCCGGCGUAUAAUACCAAUUAUUAA
Messenger RNA from Aspergillus calidoustus, 828 nucleotides. The record is from the annotation of a GenBank genome assembly. Lineage: Eukaryota; Fungi; Ascomycota; Eurotiomycetes; Eurotiales; Aspergillaceae.